Molecule: messenger RNA, 1497 nt
Organism: Penicillium olsonii
Lineage: Eukaryota; Fungi; Ascomycota; Eurotiomycetes; Eurotiales; Aspergillaceae
Source: the annotation of a GenBank genome assembly
AUGACCAACUGGCAAGACCUUGUCGCAGCGAAACAACAAGAAUGCAAGGACAAGAUUCCCCCUGAAUGGCGCUUGAACGCUGAGGAGUUCGCAUUCGCCAAAAACCCCCGUUUGAUCGAAAUGAAAAUCGGUCGCAGCAUCCUUUCCAGUGAAGAGGUGGACAUCACUGAGAAUUAUACCGCCAGCCAGCUCCUGGUCAAACUGGCCUCUGGAAGUGUCAGCUCGUGGGAUGUCACAACGGCAUUCUGUAAAAGAGCUGCUACCGCACAACAACUCACAUCCUGUCUCACGGAGACAUUCUUUCCACAGGCCCUGGAGCGCGCACAGUACCUAGAUGACUACCUCAAGCGUGAGGGAAAGCCCAAAGGGCCAUUCCACGGUCUCCCAAUCAGCCUAAAAGAUAGUUUCAACGUCGAAGGCGUUCAAUCGACGAUUGGAUAUGUCGAGUUUCUGAAACAUGAGCCUGCGAAGACGAAUUCCGCACUCGUCCAGAUGCUGCUUGAUCUCGGUGCAGUACUAUACGUCAAGACCAAUAUCCCGCAGACACUGAUGACAGGAGACUCAGAGAAUAACAUUUUUGGUCGAACUUUGAACCCGCACAACACUCAACUCACGGCUGGUGGAUCCAGCGGCGGCGAGGGAGCCCUCGUUGCAUUACGGGGAUCUCUCCUUGGGGUGGGGACUGAUGUUGCUGGGUCGAUUCGGAUUCCGGCGCUUUGCUGUGGCGUCUAUGGCUUCAAGCCGACUACUAACCGUAUCCCGUUCGGCGGACAGGUCUCUGGGGCCAACGAGGGCAUUCCAGGCUUGGUUCCGUCGGCUGGGCCAUUGGCGCAUAGUAUUGCGGAACUGAAACUAUUCAUGAGUCUCGUUGUUGGUGAUGGCCAGGCAUGGGAAUAUGAUUCCACCGCCGUAGCGGUACCAUGGCAAGGCAUUCCUCGGGGUGUCAGUGAGAACCCAGUCUUGACGAUCGGUGUCCUCGCAGAGGAUAAGCAUUUCCCUCUUCACCCGCCUGUCAAGAGGGCUUUGGAUCGGUCUAUCGAGGAGCUGACCCGAGCUGGACAUCGGAUUGUCCGAUUGGGCGAAGAGCUCGACGUGGCUUAUCCUUCGCGUCUUGCUUUCCAAAACUUCGUGUAUGGUCCUCAUAAAGACCUUCUUGCUGCCAGUGGUGAGCCACCUGUGACUUCUGUGGCUAAGUCUGCGUCGCCGAUGUUCUCUGGCCCAUUCCCUGUGGAGCAGGGACUUGGACCAUUUGAGACUAUUCAGGCGUUGUAUGAAGCCCGACAACAGCUUCUCAAUGAUUGGAGAAAGACUUGGACUGGGCACCAACUUGAUGUCGUCCUCGCACCAGGCGCUCAGAAUACAGCCGUUGCACACGAUACAUAUGGAUGGCCUCCCUACACGGCGAUCUGGAAUCUGCUGGAUGUAGGUCGUCCCCUGUCAACAUUGAUCACCGUACUCACCUUCACAGUAUCCCGCUUGCCUGAUCCCCUGUUUUAG